AUGAGAGUGGCGGUGGUGGGUGCCGGUGUCAGCGGGCUGACUGCCACUAAGUGCUGCCUGGAUGAGGGGCUGGAGCCCACAUGCUUUGAGCAGAGCCAGGACAUCGCGGGGCUCUGGCGCUAUACGGAGCACAUUGAGGCCAGCCGGCCAAGCCUCUACCCGUCAGUCGUCAGCAACACCUCAAAGGAGAUGUCAGCAUUCUCCGACUUCCCCUACCCUGAGGACUUCCCAGUGUUCCUGCCCAGUGCCCAGCUACUGGACUACCUCUGCCGCUACGCCAAGUGCUUUGUCCUCCGGAAGCACAUCAAAUUUGGGUCCACCAUUGUCAGCGUCCAGAAAUGCCCUAACUUUUCUACCACGGGACAGUGGGGUGUGGUCAUGAAGGUGGAUGGGAAGAAGACAUCACAUGUCUUCGAUGCUGUUACAGUUUGCAGCGGCAAUUUCUCUGAGCCAUCCCUCCCCCUGCACUGUUUUCCUGGCAUGGAGAGGUUUCAAGGCCAGUACUUUCACAGCCGGCAGUACAAGCAUCCCGACGUGUUUCAGGGAAAGCGCGUUCUCGUGGUUGACAUGGGCAAUUCAGGAGUGGACAUUGCAGUGGAGGCCAGUUGUAUAGCUGCAAAAGUGACCAUUUGCAUCAGCCAAGGUGCCUGGGUGCUCAGUUGCGUGUUUGACCAUGGCUACCCAUGGGACAUGGUUUUUAACACUCGCUUUAUGAGCCACAGAAACAGCCUGCCUGGGCCCCUUUCAUGGGAGUUGAUUAACUACAAGGUGAACCAGUGGUUCAUGCAUGAAAACUAUGGCCUUCAACCAGAGAAGAGGUACUUCUUGGUGUUUCCCAUCCCAUCCUAUGACCUUCCAAGCUGCAUCCUGACAGGGAGGAUCACCAUCAAGCCAAGUGUGAAGGAGUUCAAGGAUAACUCAGUUGUUUUCUACAAUUGUCCUGAGGAGGAGCCCAUUGAUAUUGUUAGCUUCUGCACAGGCUACGUCUCCUUCCCAUUCCUAGAAGAAGCAGUUGUCAAGGUGGAAAACAAACACGCAUCCCUCUAGAAAUAUGUGUUCCCAAACCUGCAGAGGCUCACCCUUGCCAUUCUUGGGCUGAUCAAGCCAUUUGGAGCCAUCAUGCCUGUGACAGAGAUGCAAGCGCGCUGGGUCACCCGUGUCUUCAAAGGUUUGUGUCAAUUGCCUCCUCAGUCUGUCAUGGAGAAGGAAGUAAAUGAGAAGAACAAAACCCGAGUACAAUGGUUUGGUCUGUCCUGUGAAGAAGUCCUCAAAACUGAUUGCCUGGUCUACAUGGACAAGCUCACCUCCAUUGGUGCCAAGCCCAGCAUGCUGGGGAUACUCUGCAGAGACCCCCGGCUGGCCCUCACUGUUUUCUUUGACCCCUGCACCCCAUACCAGUACUGGAUGAGGGGCCCCGGGUGCUGGGAGGAGGCAUGCCAGGCCAUCCUCACCCAGUGGGACCAGACUCUGAAGCCCACGAGAACACAAGUCACUGCCGGCAUCUCCAGCCCUUUCCCUUCUCCCCUGAGGGUGGUGGGGUUCCUCCUGCUCAUGGCUGCCUUGUUGUUUUGUUUCCAGUAG
Nestor notabilis (Kea) is the source of this 1581-nucleotide messenger RNA. RefSeq names its product dimethylaniline monooxygenase [N-oxide-forming] 1-like. Lineage: Eukaryota; Metazoa; Chordata; Aves; Psittaciformes; Psittacidae. Gene Ontology annotation, molecular function: NADP binding; N,N-dimethylaniline monooxygenase activity; flavin adenine dinucleotide binding. The record is from RefSeq and is a predicted model, not a curated record.